Messenger RNA from Paramecium tetraurelia, 2184 nucleotides. RefSeq lists its product as uncharacterized. Lineage: Eukaryota; Ciliophora; Oligohymenophorea; Peniculida; Parameciidae. Gene Ontology annotation, molecular function: zinc ion binding; metallocarboxypeptidase activity. The record is from RefSeq and is a predicted model, not a curated record. The transcript is spliced from 4 exons. Gene Ontology annotation, biological process: proteolysis; protein side chain deglutamylation.
AUGAUUCUUAAACAAUGCAGUUCCAAAGAAGGUUUCGAUUCAUCCAGUGAAGAUGAAUACCUUGAUUAAUUCAAAACUAAAUUCAGAACCUUAGAUUAUUAUGAAGGACUUAAUAAAGAGGAGGAAAAAAAACAAUACAAUUCCUAAGCUGUCUAAUAAUAAUAUCGAAACCUCACUCUAAAUGUUCCUGAGUUGAAAUAUAACAAUUCAACUAUAUUCUUAGGAUAACCAUUUUAUAAUACACAAUAAAUACACAGAUUAAUUGAAAACAAAGAAUAUUCAAAUGAUUUUGAAUUUUAGCCUUAAAUAUUGAGACCUUUUCUUGGUAUGUUGAAAUAAGGCAUAUAAUUCAAUUCCAGCUUUGAAUCUGGUAAUUUAGAUCGAGUUGACUAGAUUUCAAAUGAAGAAUAUAAUUUAUUCAUGAGAAUUGACACAAAUUCUAUCGGUCAUAGUAACUGGUUUUAUUUCAAAACUACAAAUAACCAAUUGAACAAAAUUAAAUUCAAUAUCUGCAAUUUUACUAAACCAUAAAGUCUAUAUACAAAAGGAAUGAAACCCUAUAUAUUAUCAAAAAAAGGGUCUUAAAAGUAUUUUACACAAUAAGGAGAAUUUAUUAGAUAUCAAUAAGUUGGAGAACUUUAUGUUUUAUCCUUCAUUUAUUAAUAUGAGUAUGUGGAUGAUGAAGUUGAAUUUGCCACUCUUCCGCCAUAUACAUACACAGAAUUAAGAAGAAAGAUUAAAAAAUGGCAUAAGAAAUCUAAAUAAUAUCUAACUAAACAUAAAUUAACAACUACAUUAACUGGCCUUGUUUUGCCUCUUCUUGUUAUAACUGAAAAAAACUCAAAUAAAAAUAAAAAAAUCAUCAUCAUAACUGCAAGAAUUCAUCCUUCAGAAACUUGUAGUUCUUUUAUGAUGCAAGGAGUGAUAUAAUUCUUGUUAAGUGAAUCCUUCAUGGCAUCAUAUUUAAGAAAAAAGUAAACUUUUUUAAUUAUACUAAAGUAUCGUUUUAAAAUUAUUCCUAUGUUAAAUCCAGAUGGGGUGAUUGUAGGUAAUUUUAGAAAUGGAUUAAGUGGAGUUGAUCUCAAUAGGUAAUUCUUGGAAACUGAUUUAACUUUAUUACCAGAAGUUAAAGCUUUAAAGAAUUUAAUUGAAGACAAUUCUCCCUAAUUAAUAGCCUAUUUAGACUUUCAUGGACAUUUAGUAAGAAAAAAUAUAUUUCUGUAUGGACCAUCAUCAAAUAGUAUAAAUUAUGAUUCUAAAAUAUUUCCACUGAUUCUUCAACAAAGGUUAGAAUCUUUUCGAUAUAAAUCUUGUGAAUUUGGAAUCCCAAAAUUUAAGAUGGGAACAGCAAGAGCAUUUGCAAAUUGCUUUAUAGAUACUUUAUGUUAUACUAUAGAAGCAUCAUUUUGUGGAUAUUAAAAGGGAAAAUCCUUAAAAUUUAUUUCAAAAGAUUGGAUUUAAGCUGGAUAAUGUAUUGGAGAAACCUUAUUUUUAUAUUUUAAUUUUAAAUAAAUCAAUUCAAAAUAAUUAAAAUAAAACUAACUGAUGAAAACAAUAAAUGAAAUGUCUAGCAAAGUUGAGUAAACUGAAGCAAAACAUGAAUCAGACGAUGAGAAUGACAGUCAAUCGGAUGCAGAAAUAUUUGAGGAUUAUGAUAACGAUAAGCUAGCAUGCUUAUAAAGUUAAAUGAAGGCCGAAUUAAGCCAAUAAAAUUUGGUUGUAAUUAAUAAAGGAGAUUCUCAAAGAAAACGUAUGAAAGCUUAAACAGUAUCCAGAAAAAUCAAGAUAUAACCUAUUUUUAUAAUGAAUAAAAAUCAAAGAAAACCUAUAGCAUAUCCAGAGUUGAAUAUUUAAAAUUGGGAGUUCUCUAAUAAAACAAAUCAAUCUAUAGAUACUAAAACUAGCUUCUAACAAAAGGGAAUUAAAAACAAAAUACCUUCGACUUUUAGAUUUGUAUCAAGCAAAAGGGCCACAUCUCUUCAUGGAACAUCACCCAUCAAUUAAUUUCCACAGGAAAUAAAUACAACUCAAUAAAUAUAGCCAACUCCCCCAGUGUAAAUUCCAUCAAAACUGAAUUCCAAUAACUUUCCUAUCUUAGAAAAUACUAGUUAAAUGUCAACACCUUAAUAUUUGCCUUUCAUUACAAAACUUUUGAAGAGCAAAAGAAUAGUCACAUAGAGUUGA